AGCAGAAUGGCCGCCAGGGGGCGGCAGAGGCGCAGGUGCUGCCUAUAGCUCCGCUUUAGACGACUGUAGAAGAAUCGAAGGACUGCGAGAGCAACGUGAGAGCCAUGCCGAAAUCGAAGAGGGAUAAAAAAGUCUCUUUAACAAAAACAGUCAAGAAGGGAUUGGAAGCGAAGCAGAACCUGAUUGAGGAACUGCGGAAAUGCGUCGACACGUACAGGUACGUGUUCAUCUUCUCAGUGGAAAACAUGAGGAACAGCAAACUCAAAGACGUCCGAACAGCGUGGAAACACAGCCGGUUCUUUUUCGGCAAGAACAAGGUGAUGAUGAUUGCACUUGGGAAAGGACCGACAGAUGAAUACAAGGAUAAUUUGCACAAGGUGAGCAGGUUCCUCCGAGGGGAAGUAGGAGUCCUGUUCACGAACAAAACGAAAGACGAAGUACAAGAGUAUUUCAGCGGGUUCAAAGAGAUGGAUUACGCUAGGGCGGGGAACGUGGCACAGAUGGCGGUGACGCUGGACGAGGGGCCGCUGGAACAGUUCUCCCACUCCAUGGAGCCUCAGCUCAGACAGUUAGGACUGCCUACAGCGCUGAAAAAAGGUGUCGUCACGUUAUUAAAGGACUACGAAGUGUGUAAAGAAGGAGACGCGCUCACUCCUGAACAAGCCCGUAUUCUGAAACUGUUCGGGAUCGAGAUGGCUGAAUUCAAAGUGACCAUAAAGUGCAUGUGGAAUUCGGAGACCGGAGAUUUCGAGCUGUUAGCAGAAGGUGAUGAAGAGGCCAUGCAGGCAAAAGACGACGACGACGAUGAUGAUGAUGAUGAAGAGAGUUAAUGAAAAGAAACAAUGGACUUUCCACAUGGACAUUAAACAUGUUUGAUUAACUUUGCAAAAGCAGGAUACAUAUUUGUGCAGAUAUUUCUUCAACAUGUGUUUUAUGUGAUUUUAUGAUCCAAACGUUCUAUACGACUUUCCUCGUUUGAUCCCUUCAACUUCCCCCCAAAAAAUACUACUUUCAAACCGACAUCAUUCGCUUACUUUAGGUGUGCUGAUAUGGGAUUAAACGUUCAGUCGUUUAAAAAAAUAAAUAAAUAGUAAUAAAAUGCUGAA
Messenger RNA from Ictalurus punctatus (channel catfish), 1106 nucleotides. It is a transcript of the gene mrto4, whose product is annotated as MRT4 homolog, ribosome maturation factor. Gene Ontology annotation, biological process: ribosomal large subunit biogenesis; nuclear-transcribed mRNA catabolic process; ribosomal large subunit assembly. Gene Ontology annotation, molecular function: RNA binding. NCBI's taxonomy places the organism in Eukaryota, Metazoa, Chordata, Actinopteri, Siluriformes, Ictaluridae. The coding region runs from base 105 to 830 and encodes 241 amino acids. The record is from RefSeq and is a predicted model, not a curated record. Gene Ontology annotation, cellular component: preribosome, large subunit precursor; nucleolus. The transcript has 8 exons.